Messenger RNA from Daucus carota subsp. sativus, 4066 nucleotides. RefSeq lists its product as uncharacterized. NCBI's taxonomy places the organism in Eukaryota, Viridiplantae, Streptophyta, Magnoliopsida, Apiales, Apiaceae. Bases 444 to 3851 code for a protein of 1135 amino acids. The transcript has 3 exons. The record is from RefSeq and is a predicted model, not a curated record.
CUCUCUCUCUCUCUCUCUCUCUCUCUCUCUCUCUCUCUCUCUCUCUCUCUCUCUCUCUAAUCAGCAGAUAUCGCGGGGCUUUCAUCAUCAUUUGACUCUUAUUUACUUACCCCCACUGCAACCUCGAUUUCUGAGAAGAUCCUCUUCACAAUAAUACAUAUAUACACUGCUGCUCCUCUAAAUUCCUUGCUUUGCUUUUACUGAACCCCUUCACAUUUGUACACACUCUUCGUCAAUCUCUCUCUCUCUCUCUCUCUCUCUCUCUCUCUCUCUCUCUCCCUCUCACAAUCUCUCCCAGUCUCUCUCUCUCUCGCUAGUAUUUUCCAUCUCUCUCUCUCCCUCCUCUCUCAAUCUCUCCCAGUCUCUCUCUCUCGCUAGCAUUUUCCAUCUCUCUCUCAAUUUCUCAGGUUAUGAAGUCGGAGUGUUGAAGGGCGGUUUGAUAUAUGGAUUAUAGUGUAGAGCCUAAAGUGAGUUCAAGACGUGAACAGGCCUCGAAUGUUAAGGGGAGGGCCAGAACUCCUGGUAAGAGUCGAAGUGAGAGAUUCCAGGAUAGGCAGCGGGUUGAUGUUACUUCUGGUCAGACAUGUAUUGAACGGAAUAAUGUGUCAAGGCGGAAUGCAGAUGAUGUUCCUGUGGUACGGAGGGAUAAGGGGAAGCACCAUAAACAGGGGUCUGGAAGUGAUAUAAAGAAGGAUGAUGAACUUGUGAAACACAUGUCAAAUCUGCCUGGGUAUCUUCAGAAGAAAGAAAGAGGAGAGGAUGUUCAGGGGAAUGUUUUGAGCUUUGGAGUUCUUGAUUGGAAGCGUCUAGAGAAUUGGAAGAGUAACGAGAAAUUCAUUCCAUCAAGGCGUUACACAAUAGCAUCAUCUUCUGGGAGUGAUUCCUCUUGCAUGGCUGGUGGAUCAUCUACAUUUUCUAGUGCAGCUCGUCAGAGAAGAAACUAUGUUUCUCAGAGAACGCAAGCGCCAUCAAAUGUGCCACGUCCCAACUCAUCUCAUGAAGAAAGAUCUGGUGUUCGGUCUCAGGGAAAGGUCACUAAACUCCAAGGUUUUGAAGCUGCUCAACGGAGCAAUGUAGACGUGAAACGAAACCUUUAUGCGAAAGAUAAGUUUUCUGGAAUUUAUAUUGAUAGAGAAAAGAGAAGUGAGUCGCAGAACAGAAACAAGUCAGCAAGGGAACAUUCAUCAUUAGACCGGAGAAAAGAAGCUUUGUCAACUUCUUCACAUGUUACAGAGCGUGGUCAAGAGUUUAAAACUAAUUCGGUGGUAAGUAAAGAAAUUGAUGUUCCUCGCCAAUCAUGUGAGCAUGAAAGCAUUGUUCUUCUUUUACCCAAAAGCUCUCCUAGUAAGUGUGGCAGUGGCACUGAAAGUUUUCAGCUUCCGAAAUUUAGGAAUUCAGUUGAUAAAAAUAUAGAAGUACACUCGAAUCCCUGUGACUUUCCCCCUGAGGAGGAACUUCACUAUUUAGAACUUGAUGGUAAAAUGCCUCAUUCUUCUCCACUACCUCGUAGGGUUGCAACAAAUGUAAAACCAUGUAGCCCUUUGGAUGAUGUAUCUGGCAUGCAUCAAAUGCCAAAGGAGAUGCCAACCAUACCUUUAUGCACUAAAGAUGUUGAAAUUAUGAGAUCAAGAUUAGAUCCUUUAAACAAGACUCGCCAGACGCUAAAUCAUAUUAUGUGUGUAGAGCCAGUGACUCCAAGUAAUCAUUUAAGCUGUAGCAACACUUCUAAGAUGGCCAUUAAUCCCUUCUUGAAGGAGGGUCCCUCUGUUCCACAAUCAGAUUCUUCUUCUGCUGCUGUUGAAUCUGGUCCAGUAAGGUCAGAAUCUUAUGCUGGUUUAGAAGUAUCUAGCUGGGGUGAUAUCAGUGCUAGUAGCAGAGCCAUAUCCAGAAAUUCAACUACAACCGAUAGUCCCGGGAGACUGGAUCAAGAUACGUCUGAACAGCCUGCUACAGUGGGAAGGCAUACAUCACCUGGUAGACGGUUUACUUUUAGCAGGAUGACCAAAAGUCUAAACUUCAAGGAGAGUACCUCUCUCCCCCCUUUAAGCUCUCCUGCUAAAGUUAAAUCUGGGCCACUAAUUUCUGAAGCUUUUCGUGGUUUAGAUGAAAUUGAACGACAUAAUGCAAUUGCUGGUAAUAGUGCCCAGUUAAGCCCUUUGACUACUACUGAAACCCCAAGGAGAUUGGAUCAACAUCUUGCCGAGCAGCCUGAUACAGUUGGACAGCCUCCAUCACCCGGUCGAUUUAGCUUUAGCAGAAUGACAAGAAGUUUUAGCUCUAAGGAGGGGCCUUCUGUUCCAUGUUUAACCACUUCUUGUGCUGCAAAGUCUAGGGCAGUAGGGUCCGAUGCUUCUGAUACUUUGGAUAAGCUUGACCGAGACAAGUUGAGUCUAAAAAACAGUGCUAGAUUCAGCCUUUCUUCAAGUACAGCAGAGACACCCAGGAUAUUCGAUCACUAUGUUGCUGAACAGCCUAAUACUGGGGGGAGGCAUUUAUCACCUAGUCGAAGAUUUAGCUUUAGCAGUCGUCCUAAGAUAAGCAGGAGUCUCGACUUUAAGGAGGCUUUUUCUGGUCCACAGUUAAGCUCUUAUGCGACAGUUAAGUCAAAGCCAGCAGGGCUCAGAUCAUCUGCUGGUUUGGAUAAAUUUAAUCAACACAAUGUUAGUGCUAGUAACAGAGCCCGGUCAAGCCCUCUACGGAGAUUGCUGGAUCCACUGCUAAGGCCAAGAGUAGUAAAUUCUGCUGAAACUGUCAAGCCAUCAGAAGAAAAGUCGACAUCUGCGAGCCUGAAGCCUGUGACUGCUAGUGAGUUGCUUCAGAAUCAGAAGCAGGAGUCAUCAAAUGUUCAGGCUCUUCUUCAGCUGACAAGAAAGAAUGGACUUCCUCUUUUCAAACUUGUGGCUGAAAAUGGUACUGACAUUCUUGCCGCUGCUGUUAAACAAUUGCCAGCACCAGGUGAUGAUGCUUCUAGCUUGAUUUAUGCACUCUACUCGGUUCACGAAAUUAAGAAUAAAAAUGGAGGUUGGAUGAGUCAAGGGUCUAGAGGGAAAAGAUCAAGCUUCGGCUAUAACGUCAUUGGGCAGAUGAAAGUUUCCAACUCUUCUCCUCUGGAUUACAGUGGAUGCAAUGUAAAAUACCAGUUCAUGUCAAGAGAAUGUGUGCUAUAUAGUGUUGAAAUAGAACAAGGAAACAAGGACAUGCCGGAACUCAAGCCAAGCAAGGAGCUCGCAGCUAUUCUUAUUAAGAAUCCAUAUCAAAAGGAUAAAAACGGAAAACAGGGAAAUGACAAUCUUUGCUCAGAAGAGCGGUCUACAGAGCCAUUUUUGGAGAAUGCUUGUAAUGGAAGAGAAACAGGAGAUUCUAGCAGCACCACUGUCAUUCUUGGUGGUGUACAUGGCUUGCCAGAUAAAGUAAUGCCUUCUCCCUCACUAGUAUGGAGGUACGGGGGUUCCUGUGACUGUGGAGGAUGGGAUGUUGGUUGUAAACUGCAGAUUCUCACCACCCAAGAUCAGAAGAGGAACUCGAGACUUUCAAGUUCUUGCUGUACUGGUCUAGAUCUCUUUUUAAAGGGUGGCCAUCAAGUUAAAAGGCCAUGUUUCAGCCUUGCCCCUUUCAAGACUGGAGUUUAUUCUGUCGAGUUUGAUUCAUCAAUCUCUUUGUUACAGUCAUUCUUCAUAUCUGUAGCUUUUUUAAGUUGUCAAAAACAAAAUGAAAUUUUUGAAGGGAUGUUGGAUUCAAAUACCUCUACUGAACCCAAGAUUGAUGCAAUGAAGUUUCCAACCGCACUCCAGAAGGAUGUCUCGGCAAAGUAUGUUACCAAACCACCCGCUUCCCCAGUUGGCAGAGUUUAGUAUGGGCAAAGGUAUCGCCACUUAGUUGUGCAGUUCUGACGAUAUCUUAGAGAUGGCGUCUACACCUCAUUGACCAUAUAAUUUGGCAAUAGGUUCAUCAGUAUAAAAACCAUGUGUAUAUAUUAAGAACAUCUUCUCUUGAAUAAGAGAAAGUUACAAUGAUCUGUAAUGAGAAGAGUUAUCAAAUACACAUGCAGAUGUCUCUCUGAAUUAUA